Dermatophagoides pteronyssinus (European house dust mite) is the source of this 677-nucleotide messenger RNA. RefSeq lists its product as uncharacterized. The record is from RefSeq and is a predicted model, not a curated record. Lineage: Eukaryota; Metazoa; Arthropoda; Arachnida; Sarcoptiformes; Pyroglyphidae.
GUUUGUUAUAAAUGGAAACAUUCUACUUAUUUUUUUGCUUGUAAUCCAAGCUUUUUUUAUUGGUAAAUUAACUACAAAAGUCGAUCAAUCAGAGAUCGAUCAGAAGAAAGAAAGAAAUUAAACAAAAAGCCUCGACACAACGAUCAAAUCAUCCACAGAUUUCUCCAAAUCAUCAUCAUUAUCGUUACUUAUUUUUUUAACCAUCGAUUGAAACUUAUUGAAAAAAAAUGUCUGGACAACCACCGGAACCUGGUCAACGAUCAUUUGGUGGCGGAGGUGUACCGAUUUAUAAUCAACCAAAUAAUGAUGGAAACUAUGGCAUGGGUGUUAUACCACCGAAUGAUAGUAGCAAUUAUGGUAUGGGUGUAAUACCACCGAAUAAUACACCAUAUGGUAAUGAACCACAAUAUCAUCGACCUGGAUUGGAACAACCACAAUAUCAUCGACCUGGAUUGGAACAGCCACAAUAUAAUGUACCUGGUUUAGGUGUCAAUAUUGGUGGAACUGUUCCUGAACCUGGACAAAGACAAUUUGGUGAUAAUAAUAAUGAUUAUUAUAUGCCACAACCACCAAGCUGUGGUGAUGGACAAGAAUAAUUAAUUAACCAUUGUGUUUUUUAACUGUUAAACAAAACAAAAAAAAAAUCAAUGUUAAAAUAAAAAGAUGCCCCUAAAAUU